CAUUACUGAAUUACAGAAUCCACAGAGACACACACACACACACACUGACAGAGAGGGAGAGAGGCAAUCUCACAAACAGCAUCACUCUCAGCUUGACGAAACGACAGUGAACAGAAUAGGGAAGCGAACAGAAGAGGAGCAUUAGGCAACAAGACAAAGAUGAGGUUGAUUAGACAGCAGUGAAAUUACCUGAGGGGGGAAUAAAAGAGGGGAUAGACGGAGAGAGGAAAAGAGGAGUGUGGGUUUUAAUCCUUUUGGCAUGUGAGAGUAUCUCUGAGUGCAGUGGUCACCCUGUGUGUGAGUGUGUGCUGCAGAGUUUGUUGGUGGUGUUGGGACGCUUUGAACUGGAAUGUAUCUGAACUAACCUCAGGGGACUUUCGGGAAGACACCAUGCUGGGCAAGGAUUACAUGCUCGCCAUCAUCAUCGUCAACUAUGACGAUAACAUCUGGAAUGAUCAGAGUCUGGAGCUGGAUUCGGAUCUUCCUCCCGGAUGGCGCACCAUACGUGACAGCACUGGCACCUAUUACUGGCACGUGCCCACGGGCACCACUCAAUGGCAGCAUCCCUCCUACAGCGCAGAGGAGGAACAAAACACCAUUAACGGCAUCACUGCCAGCCAGAUCAAGACUGCAGUGGAUGGUAGGCGGGAUUCAAGAGGAAGACUGACUGAAAACCCGCUACCCUCGCUGAGCGAAAGGCCCUCCUGGCAGGAAGAGUAUUUCUGUGCCAACAUGGAUCCCGACUCCAAGUGUUUUGCUGUGCGUUCUCUGGGUUGGGUUGAGAUCCCAGAGGAAGAGCUGACCCCUGGCAAGAGCAGUCUGGCGGUGAACAACUGCAUCCAGCAGCUCUCUCACAGUAAAGCAGAGGGCCGGGACGCAGUUGGCGCCUGGGGAGAGGGUCAGGAUAUGAUGAUGGUGCUCAAGAAGGACACUCUCAGUCUUAUGGACCCUGUGGACCGCAGCCUCAUCCAUUGCCAGCCCAUAAUCAACAUCCGUGUAUGGGGGGUGGGCUGCAACAAUGGCAGAGACAGGGACUUUGCCUUUGUGGCCAGCGAUAAAGACACCUGCAUGCUCAAGUGCCACGUGUUCCGCUGCAAUGCUCCAGCCAAGACCAUCGCAUCUGCCCUGCAUGAGAUGUGCUCCAAGAUCAUGGCAGAGAAGGCGGUGAAGCAGCCCUCAAUGGCCCGUUCUCUCACCAUGGAGAGUAUCUCCCCAGAGGACUUGCCCCUCCAAGUUGACUUUUUGGAAUCAGUGAGGCAGAGGGUGCAGAAGUUUGAGGUGGAGUACAUUGGAAACCUGCCUGUAUCCAGAGCAAUGGGAAUGGAAGUGUUGAACAGAGCUAUUGAGAGUAUCAUCCACUCCAGAGACAGAGAUGAGUGGGAGCCGAUAGUCAUCCAUGUGUCAGAUAAAUUUCUGUCUUUAUGGAGAGGAGAGGAUGGAGAUGACCCAUUUUGGGAAUGCCAAGUACGUUACUUAACUUUCCUAGGUGUGGGUCAUGACACACACACUUUUGCAGUCAUAGUGGAUGCUGGAACCCAGCGCUUUGAGUGCCAUGUGUUCUGGUGUGAGCCCGAUGCUGGGAUCAUCUCUGAGGCAGUUCAGGCUGCAUGCAUGGUCCAAUACCAGAAGUGUUUGGUUGCACAAACUCCUCCAAUGAGGCCCAAAAUGUGGCGGGCCGGCUCCAAAGUCAAACGAGCCAACUCCAUGGACGGCUCCAGCUUCCCGCUCCGACUCCAAGGACACACGUCUUCCAAAAUGGCCCCUCCCAGCGUGAAGAAGGGCAUGUUGGCAUUUUUUGAGACAUUCCGUAACAAACAGUCUGCCGUACCCACACCCUAACAACAGCGCUUCUGCUUUAAAGAGGGGGAAAGAUGAAAGGAAGGAAGAAACAUGAAGCUGAGAUAUACAAGUAUCCUUUGCCUUUGGCAUUUUUAAAAAACAAUUUAACUUAAAAACUGAAGUUCACCUGUACGACCUCACAAAAAACAACCCACCUAAUUGCCCAUAAUAACAGUGUUUUAGAGGAUUGACAUAUCUGAAUGUAGGUGUGCAGAACAGUGUUUAAAUGACAUUGAGGUGCUGUGAAAGAACAGCAAAAAUGUUCUGUAGUUCAAAUGCUGUUAUACAAAAGUUAGUUCCUGUCCUAAAAUUUGAUUGGUAUAACGCUAAUGAACUCCGGACUGACAGACACCAACCAACACCAACAAGCAUGCUUGACCACUUGCUGUUGGUUGACGCUACUUUUGAAUGUUCUAUCAGCAUUUGUCGGGUCAUGGAGUGUCUGAGAAGUGUUGGUCGGUGUUUGUCAGAUUAGUCAAGACUUAUUUUUGAUGUAAGAGCGGACAUGGCCAUUUGUAAAUUGUAUGCGAGAGGCUUCCGCAGUUAACCGCUUCCAGUUAUUUUAGUUAAUUAUGCUCCUUGAUAUUGCAAACUGGCAUUUGUUAUCAUAUUAUUUUAAUAUACUAUCAAUCAUAAACACAAUGGUUUGUAGAACAAAUAGAUUUACCGUUCUUUACACUUUGUUAUUCUACAAGUUAUUUGCGUAUGAAUCGGAUGUCUUGCACAUUCACAAGAAAUACUGAGUACAGAUUAACCUAUAGAGUAGAAAUGUUCUGGGACUUCUUUAUGAGUCUGGUGGACCUUAAAGUAGUUCACUUUUGAAAAACUGAUAAUUUACUUACCCUCAUUUCAUCCAAGAUGUCCAUGUCAUCCUGUAUU
Pimephales promelas (fathead minnow) is the source of this 2718-nucleotide messenger RNA. NCBI's taxonomy places the organism in Eukaryota, Metazoa, Chordata, Actinopteri, Cypriniformes, Leuciscidae. The record is from RefSeq and is a predicted model, not a curated record.